CUCACCGUUAGGUCAGAGUUUGGUUGGGCACACCUCUAGGUUCGGUCCCGACGAGGGUCGCUCUGCUAUGGCACCCGCUUCUUCGUCCCGUCAGCAGUUAGAACCAAUACCUCUUGCUCCCCAGUCAGCCUUUCGGCCCUACAUCCAACAGGCAAGGGAUGCAGAAUGCUUGUAUGAUCGAGCUGACGGACCACAACUCUACUGAGCUUUCUUAACGAAUACUCAUAGGUAACAAGAGAGUAUCGUGCAUCCUCUAUUCAUAAUGAAUCGGGACUUCUGAAAAUUGAAUUGAACUCCAAAGGCUGUCGCGAUCGCUCGUCUGAUUUCAUCUGAUUUCAUAUGUAAUUCAUCAUGAUCAGGUUACGAGUCUCGGUGCUGGCUACGACGCUCAUUGCGCAAGUUUGCGCCGCACAAUCGGUGGGAUGGCAAGCGGACCAGGUCAACACAACUAUGUGCCAAUGGGUAACACCUCGUGCUGGCGUUGUUCGGGAUACAGUUUACAUCGAUGGAGGUUAUUUAUGGUGGGAGCCUGGUUUAGCGGAUGGUACUUAUGGUACCCCAGUUUCAGACGGGAAUCCGCUUGGCCUCGUCUAUCUCCUCAACUUCAGCCUCCCUUUUCAAACCUCACAGGACUUCAAUCAAACCUCUCUAUUUACCAAUAUAUCAAAAGCUGCAAAUGGCGGGGCAGCUAAUAACAUUGGACCGAAUUAUUACGACGGAACGAUGUUUGCCAAUGAUUAUGAAUGGUUCACAUACGGAGGGUUGUUAGCAAUGACUGAUGCUUUUCAGCCUCCUCCAUCUGACUCAGUUGCAGCUUAUGAGGUGUAUGCAUCAGGGCCGCCAAAGCGAUUCGAGCCGGGCUUUAUUCUGGAUUCAUUACCAAGUGGGAUGACACGAUAUGUUACGUAUGGUGCAGGCGUCAGUGUCCCUUCAGAAAACCUUGGGUUCUACUUUGGUGGUUUGAAGUCCGAGACUGGGGGAGAAAUCUAUCAGUAUCCUGCGAAUGAGUCUUUGAAUGCAGAUUACCUGUCACCAACGCUGAUUGAGUUGGAUAUGACUAUUCAGCAGCAGGAGAAGUGGACCAACCACACACUUCCAACUACAGUUCCUGGCCGUGCCAGUGCCGAGCUAGUGUGGUUGCCUGUUUCAGAGAAGGGAAUCCUGGUAGGGAUUGGUGGGGUGAUUAACCCUUCGUAUGCCACGAUCAACCAGACGAAUAAUGCCACAGAUGAUGCUGCUAGUACACGACAGAGUCCUCUCUUCAUGUCAACCGUCUCCGUUUAUGAUAUUGCCAAUCAGGUUUGGUAUGAGCAGGAAACAACAGGUGCCCCAGGUGCUCUAGCACAAGGAUGCACGGUAGUGGCUUCGGCGGAAGAUAGCUCCAGCCACAAUAUCUACUGGUAUGGCGGUUUUGAUGGAAUUCAUCCGCAAGGCGAUUUUAAUGAUGAUGUUUGGGUCUUGUCCAUCCCAUCCUUCAUCUGGGUGAAGCUUAGCACUGGAACAGCAGCCCACGCACGGGCUGGGCAUAGAUGUGUGAAGCCUUAUCCGGACCAGAUGUUUGUCAUAGGUGGAUAUACUUCCCAAGCGGGACUCAGUUUAAAUUGUGUUGAAGGAGGAAUAAUCCAGGUCUUCAACCUCAGCAGUGGCGAAUGGUUGGAUUCCUACGAUCCAAAGGUGUCGAGUAACUAUCAGGUACCAGAUUUAGUCGUCUCAAAGAUCGGUGGAAAUGGGACGGGCGGGGCCACGCUAUCAGCCCCUUCACCUACGGGGUUUGCCAGCCCUAACAUGACAGCAUUAUUGGGUUCUGCGUAUAACUCUUCCAAGAUCACAAACUGGUAUCCGUAUGCAGCUGCGACUCCAACCUCCAGCGGCCGUCCAACCGUACUCCCACCUCCAGUCCACAACAAGUCCGGCACGCCUUCCUAUUUGGCACCUGUGCUUGCCGUUAUUCUGGGACUAUUCUUCAUAACUCUCGUCAUCCUUGCGAUCCUGCUCUGGCGUCGGAGAAGACUCCUCAGAAUGAACCGCACCACCACAGGGAGCGAAGCCGCCACAGUGGACAAUCGAUUCUGGGUAACCAGCUGGCUCCGCAGCACACCAGCUGACGCCAAAGCUCCUACUAUGACCACAGACGAGACACCCGUAACAGUUGACGAGUACGGAAUGCCUUACGUACUUCCCGAAGCGGGAGGGGCACAAGUACACGAGAUGAUGGGUACGUUCCCCCCUGACAAACAAGUUCAAACCUAACGAAAAAAAAACAGAUACAUCCAUACCCGUCGAGCUCCACGACACGGGCUUCGUCCCUUUGAACCAGUCCUCAAAUCGUGGAGUUGCCGCUUCUCCCUCGGUAACAUCUCAUGCCUCGCAAGGCUCCCGCAUCAGUACGGUAUCCCGAACAACAGGGAAUUCCUCUCCACUACCAGAACUCGCCGCUAUUCCCGCCGGCUCACCUA
Molecule: messenger RNA, 2456 nt
Organism: Amorphotheca resinae ATCC 22711
Lineage: Eukaryota; Fungi; Ascomycota; Leotiomycetes; Helotiales; Amorphothecaceae
Exons: 4
Coding region: 352-2250 (632 amino acids)
Molecular function (GO): protein binding
Source: RefSeq, a predicted model, not a curated record